Molecule: messenger RNA, 1256 nt
Organism: Drosophila eugracilis
Lineage: Eukaryota; Metazoa; Arthropoda; Insecta; Diptera; Drosophilidae
Gene: Ttc19
Product: tetratricopeptide repeat protein 19 homolog, mitochondrial
Exons: 4
Coding region: 90-1193 (367 amino acids)
Biological process (GO): mitochondrial respiratory chain complex III assembly
Cellular component (GO): mitochondrial inner membrane
Molecular function (GO): protein binding
Source: RefSeq, a predicted model, not a curated record
UUUACUGUUUCAUAAUUUUCAAUACCGUACCUGCUGAUUCCCUGCAUAUAAUAGGUUUAGCUAAAAAAAAUGAAUAAAGUCUAAUAAAUAUGAUAGUAAAACAUAUUUGCAAAUUGACCCAAGUCGUCGGUAGGCUCCGGCUUGUCCCAAAUCCCAGGGAAUACUGUCAUUUGGCACCGUUGAAGAGGACUAGUUAUUGGCCAAAAUUGGGAUUACGAUCGUUGUGCUUCAAUGCAGCUGAUCACAAUGUGGCUUGGACAGCUCCGCCCGCUCCAAGCUCUUCCAGCAGAAUGUUUUGGGCAUUUUCCUCUGCCUUUAUGCUAAAUUUGUUUGGAGGCAGUGACGAAAAAGAGGAGACACCAGAGGACAAGCUGGUCAAGACCAUAAAAAGGUCGAUCCUCUGCAUCCAGCGGGAACAGUAUGACAAGGCCGAACAGAUGCUUCAUCUGGCACUUCGAAUGGCCCAGGAUAUUCAGAGCAAGGACGGCAUUACGUAUGUUUUCGAUCUAAUGGCUAACCUGGCCAUGGAACGCGAACAGUUUAAGAAGGCAGAAAAGAUCUUUACAGACGUAAUGAAACGUCUCUUUGCCGAUGGCCACACUGAAGAAAGUCCCAAGAUACUGCACAUUAGCUCCAAGAUCGCGCACAUGUCUCAGCUACAGGGCGAUCUGGAGAAGAGCUUUCAAGGCUUUACCUGGACUCUGCAGCAGUUGGCCAAACUCCUAGAGAAAAUGCCAGAAGACAAGGACAUCCUCGAGCUGUAUGGCUUGACAAAGAAUUGGUUUGGGCAGCUGCUGAUGAAGCAGGGCAAAUACCUGGAGGCGAAGAAUCUCUUUAAGGAGGCGUUCGAUACGCUUAUCGAUGUUUAUGGCGCUGUUAAUGAUGCCUCGGUAACCAUUUUGAACAAUAUUAGCGUGGCUUAUGUGAACCUGGAAAAGUACACAGAGGCAAGGGAAACCCUUUUGCAGGCGAUGGAAUUGACAAAGGAGCUGAAGGAUGCGACACAGGAGGGUAUUUUACAGGCAAACCUCGGGCUCGUGUAUCUUCGCGAAGGUUUAAUGAAGCAGGCGGAGAACGCCUGCCGGCUGGCAUGGAAGUUGGGCAAGCAAUACCAGAAUCCGGAUGCCAUAGAGCAGGCCGAGUAUUGCCUUAACGAGAUAAAAACCACCUUAAAUGGGGCGAAGCGUCAGUGAUGUUUCUUUUUAUAGUGUAUUUUUGACUAUUUAUAAAAAUAUAAUUUCGAAGUAUAGCGCAAA